This is a messenger RNA of Linum trigynum, 2592 nucleotides long. Lineage: Eukaryota; Viridiplantae; Streptophyta; Magnoliopsida; Malpighiales; Linaceae. The record is from the annotation of a GenBank genome assembly.
UGCAGCCGAGCUCAUUGGCACAGAAUUUAGCAUAGGCUGUGACGUGCCAGACUACUCGAUCUUAUUACCAAUCGGUGUGGCAGUUCUUCCUCCUUCCAACCCAUAGAAAACUUUACUUUCCACUACUUUUUCCAGAAUUUCAGUAAACCCUAUUUCUCUCAGCAAAUAUAGAGCAGUCCUAACCACAGAAAACACCAACAGCGUACAGAAACCAUGAACCAGAAGAUUGAGGAGUACAAAGCAUAAUACGUAUUCUCUUUCCCGGGCACUAGCAAUUAGCAGCUAUGACACUAGUUAGUCGGAGUUUCCUAUGAUUUUCCUUAAAAUGUUGUGCACACUGAGAAUCAAGAGAAAUGGGCAGCAGUGGAGGCAAAAAGGAAACAAAGAAUGCGAAAGAGAAACAAACAACGACGGGAGAAAAGGAAACAGAAGCUACUUUGCAACUGAACACUCGUCUAGAUGUUUUUCCUGCUGCCCCGCCAUUCUUGAUACCUUCCCCGUGUUUCUGGAGCAGCUCGCUAGUUGAUUUUCAGCAGCCUCUGGACUUAUUCCCCAAUAUUCCCUUCAAUUCCUGCUCCCUGAAUUUCCCCCAAUUUGAACAGAGAAAUAACUCAUCAGCGAAGAAGAUGGAUUUUUCAGCAGGCGUAAUAUGAACUUCAAGGAAGGGAAUCGAACUAACUGAAAGGACAAAAAGGAGUCAGUAGCGAAGCAGAAUCCAACCAUGGUUUUGUUUCCCUCGAUAAACGAAGAAAUGGAGAGGGUCGACGGGGAAGAAGACGGCCGGCGUACCUGGAUCAACGAAAACUAGGGUUCCGAAGCUCAGCGGCGUAGUGGUGAAUAUCUGCUCUCAGCUUCCCGAGCUCGAUCUGCUUUCACCCUUUGAUUCGGAAAUCCUUCUCCUCGAAACCGAUCCUGACUUCACCAGUCGAUGGAAGGAAGAAGGAGAGAAUCUGUUCAUUUACAUGAUCUAGUGAUGACUGAUGAGUUAAGUAAUUGGGCCCGCGGCCCCGAACAAACUCCGCCCAACGCAGCGCCGUACAAGUCCGAGCCCAAGAUGGAAAAGGUCAAUGAAACGCAAAAGGAAAAUAAUAUAUCAGGGAAGGGAGGGGCGAGACUGAAUCAUCCGGCGGCAGCAAACCAACCAAACCAAUGUCGUCGCCGUCGAGGGAACUUCCGGACGAAUUAGUGUUGAAGAUUAUUUCCCAUCUGGGUACGGUGAAUGAAAUCGUAAGAUGCAGCAGCCUGUUGUCUAAACGAUGGAGGAACACAUGGCGAUCGAUCGGCGGCGGGGUUCUGGAAUUCCACAAGUCCGACGAGUUACGGUGUACGAACUGUAAGGAACAGUACCGCUUCGCAAAUCUGAUCGACCAAGCCCUGACUUCGCUCGCUGAUCGUCAAAACUUGGACGGCUUGAGAAUAGGGUUCAACUUGUGUGGGAUGACAGAGGAAGCUUGGAGGUGGGUGGAAUUCGGGUUAACCAAAAGAGCAAAAGAACUGACGCUGAUGUCCUACUGCUACAAUUGGGCCACUUUCCCUCUCUUUACCCCUGAGUUCCUGGCCGGACACGACCUCAGCCGCCUCCAAAUCUUGGAAUUCAAGGGCAUUGCCAAGAUUGAUCCAGCAGCUAUCGCCUACAUCCUCUCUCGCAACUGUCCGUCACUGAGACGCUUUGCUCUACGCGAUUGCAGAUUCAGUGGAGGAGAAACAGUGGUUAUCAGAGUAUGCUCGAGCAACAACCUGGAGAUGCUGAGCUUGGAGUUUAAAGGACAGGAUUGUAACGUUAGGAUUGAGCUCAGCUCUGCUCCGAGUCUUCGUACUUUCAAGUUCCACGGAGCAAGUGCCUCACAUGUCGAAUUUGGGAACCACCUUCCUCGACUCCGGGAAGCAUGGUUUGGUGGGCAAUGGAUCCUCGAUGCCAGCUUCUGCCGCUACCUCCCAUUGUCGAGCUUUCAGUUCCACAUGUUCGCACCGCGACUGGACCGCCUUGGGCUCGAACUCGGGAUUAAUAACCUUCGCCUCCCUCCGCCAGAGUGGUUGUUGUUUGAAAAGCUCAGGGUGCUGGAUCUGUUCAUACAUAUAGAUCGUUGCGCUCUGGAGAAUUUGUUUGCUUCCACCGACCUGCUGAUGGCAGCUCCGGUGUUGCACCAACUGUCAAUACAUUUCAUCAAUGGUUUCGAUUCAGUACAAUGGGAGAGCGAAAACUCGAGUGCGCCAGAGUCGUCGACAUGGAAGCACCACUCUCUGGAGGUGCUUCAGCUGCAUGGGGUGCACCGGCUCUGUGCAUCUUAUGUUACUCCUUGCAGAAUCCAACUUGAACUUGCUGCCUACAUCAUCACGAACACGCCUUCUUUGAACCAAGUACUUAUCGACACCCGCGACCAAUGCUUAAUUAGUUCUUCCGUAGCUGAAUACAGAGAUCUUGAUCAGGUUGAAGGAGAUAUCUGUGAAGCCAAGAUGGAAAUGGAAACCCAGCUUCAAGGCCGCUCUGCUAGCUCCAAGAUUCACUUCACUUAUCGAUAAUAACAGUUGUACAAAUAUGAAAGAAGCUGAUUUUUCAUCAUGCAAAUGACACAAUAAUUUUGAUCACUUUAU